ACCUCAUCACUGUCGCCAGAGUGAAAGCUGAGCUGCAAACAGGAAUGAGUGAAGAAGGAAACACCACAAGGCCUUCAAAAAGCCUUUAACUGGUGAGAAGAACGAAGAGUGUAGCUGUGGAUGUGAACAUUUGAACUCUAGCAAGAUGGUUUCUCUAGGCAUGCACAUGCUAGCGAGCGCCUUAUCGCUACUUGGAUGGGUAGGAGCGCUCCUGUCCUGCAUCAUGCCAAUGUGGCGUGUGACAGCCUUCAUUGGAACCACAAUUGUAACUUCAGAGAUCAUGUGGGAGGGCAUUUGGAUGAGUUGCGUGAUCCAAAGCACGGGGCAAAUGCAGUGCAAACCGUACGAGUCCACGCUCGCGUUGGGCACAGAUCUGCAGGCCGCUCGGGCCCUCACGGUGAUGGCGAUCCUUUUAGGAGGCGUAGGCCUCGUUUUAGCCUUCAUCGGAGGAAAGUGCACCGUCUUCAUGGACCGCUCCAAAAGAUCCAAAGCGAGGGUCGCCACAGCAGCCGGCGUCACGUUGAUUGUCGCUGGAGUUCUCAUCCUGAUCCCCGUCUCAUGGUCGGCUGGCAUUGUGGUUAGAGCGUUUUACAACCCGCAGAUGGCCGAUUCGCAGCGAAGGGAGAUCGGCGGUGCCAUUUAUGUCGGUUGGGGUGCAUCCAUCAUCCUCAUUUUGGGUGGAGGAAUGCUCUGCACCACUAUCUGCAAAGACAAAUCAGAAGACGACAGUGGUCGUUCGGUGAAGUACCUCAUUGUGCGCUCUUCACAGGCAGGGUCCAGCAGGGCGGGCUCCCAAAGGAUGCGUCCCAUCUCUGUGAGGUCGAUGCAGAGUGGUGCUCCAUCUGUAAGGUCCCAAUGGAGUCAGAAACCCCCUUUCAAUCAGGGCAGACCUCCUUCUGUGGGCUCUUACCAGAGCAGGCCAUCAACUACAAAGUCUCAGCUUGCCAAAGCUGAAUCGAUGCCAGAGUCUGAGCAGGAUGAGUGGGCGUUGACUAAGUCCCCUAAGCUGAUUGAUGAUGGUUUGGAUCAGACACUGGAUGCUUUUGAACCUAGUGAAAGUGAUCCCAAGACAUACAUUUGAUUAAGGAGACAACCCGAAAAUGCAAGAUUUGGGUUUAUUGAAGGACCUACAUGCACUUGGACAGUUGUUUAUCUGCCUAAGCACUGUGAAUAUGAAGGAUUUGUGAUAAAAUGAAGAACAUGUUAGUGGCUGAACUUUACUAUUAUGUAAAACUGAUUGCUUAUUUAGUUAUUCCGACUUUUUUAGAGAAUUUGAGGCACUUUAGAAAGUGCAGCUGAUCGAGAUGAAGAUUUGCACUGUUAAUUACACUCAGACCUCAGCAGUCAUGAUUAUUAUUGUUGUUUUAUACUUAAUUUUAAUAGCUUACAUUGAUUUUAAUGAAUGUGUGAAUGUUCAUGAUUGGUAAAAAUGUACUUAGCACAGUUUGUUCUUCCUUUCAGCUGACGCCUCUUCAACAAACAUGGAAAUUUCUCAGUUUCAUUCAAAUACUAGGUUGUUUUCCCUCCUAGGGAACUAGAAUGAACAUAUUUCUGGUUGAAACACUUAUAUAAAAGCACUGCUAUGAUCUUGGCCACACAGGUGGUCUUUCAGAGAUGGACAAUGGCUCAGUUCAAAUGUUACAAGGGAGGGAAAAGAACACUCUCUUCCUUGUUAGCCUUUCAUGUAUGUCAGCUCAAGCGCUGAAUGAAACGGCAGAUCCAGGCUAAACCGGUUUAACAGAAAGUAUCACCUCAUGGAAACGCUUUGCAUUUUGUCAGUGCACAGAGUGUUUAAACAAAUGUAUUGUAGUGAAGCUUAAGCUGUAGAGAUAAAGCAAAAAUAAAAAUGUUAAUGCUCAUCCAUUUUGCUCAAAACUUAAGCAAGUUAUGAAGUAUAACGUCAGCACUUCCUGAAUGCCUUCACAUAUGCUCUUGUAAUAUUUGUUUAGUGAGAACACUGUGAAUCCACCUGUUCUGAAUGUUUAAGGAAAUACAAACUAAUAAAAAUGUAUGUAAUAUGCUAACUUCUCUCUGAAAUA
Messenger RNA from Labeo rohita (rohu), 2039 nucleotides. RefSeq names its product claudin 30 (gene cldn30). Gene Ontology annotation, biological process: cell adhesion; bicellular tight junction assembly. Bases 146 to 1081 code for a protein of 311 amino acids. The transcript has a single exon. Gene Ontology annotation, cellular component: plasma membrane; bicellular tight junction. The record is from RefSeq and is a predicted model, not a curated record. Gene Ontology annotation, molecular function: structural molecule activity. NCBI's taxonomy places the organism in Eukaryota, Metazoa, Chordata, Actinopteri, Cypriniformes, Cyprinidae.